UAUCGAGUGUGAUGUCUACGAGAAUGUCGUCGCGAUAUGUUGGAUACUGAUGAAAUGGAAACCAAUGGCUUGAAAGUCGGGAAAAUUCAACCUACUAUUGAAGUAUAUCGCAAAAGAUGGAUUAUUUUGAUAAUUUAUAUUUUGUGUAGUUGUUUGAGUACAGCUCAAUGGAUCGAAUAUUCAAUUAUAAACAAUGUAGUUAUGAAAUAUUACCAUGUUAGUGCUACCACGGUGGACUGGACAUCGAUGUCUUUCAGUAUAAUGUGGCCAAUAUUAGUAUUUCCUGUAUCUUAUAUAACCGAUAAAAUGGGUUUGAGAGCUGCAGUUUUGAUUGGUAUUUUGCUUACAGCACUUGGCGCAGGUGUGAAGGUCUUAUCUGUUGGUGAAAACUUGUUUUAUGUUGUUCUACUUGGACAGGUGAUUGUUUCUAUCUCUCAAAUAUUCCUGUUGAAUCUGCCACCAAAACUAAGUGCGGUGUGGUUCAAACCUGAAGAGAUAUCAACAGUGUGUUCUCUGGGCAUACUUGGUAUGACUUCGGGAACAGCAAUCAGUUACUUCAUUCCUCCGAUCAUGGUACGCGAUAGCGACAAUCUGGAUGAGAUUGCUGAAGAUCUCAGAGUGAUGUGUUGGGGUGUAUUCCUUCUUUCAAUACCGUUAGUCCUCAUCGUAUUCUUUUAUUUUCCAGAACGACCUUUGAAUCCACCAAGUAUGGCAAUGUUUGAAGAAAGAAAUAACAGAAACGAAGUAACUAUUUUCCUGUUCGCGAAAUCAUUUGAACUUCUGAUGAAAAAUAAAGCCUUCCACGUUCACAACGUAGCAUUUGGAUGUAACUUGGGAAUAUAUACAGCUAUUGGAACAUUUCUGAAUCAAUUUGUAUUGAGUUACUUUCCAGGAGACGUCUUUCCUUUUAUUCCUAUUGGGAACUCUUGGAUUGGGAGGAGUUUUGUAUGCCAUGUCAGCUCAAAAUAAGUGGUUGACAUAUUUAGCAAUAACCGUGUUUGGGAUUUUCCUGAGCGGUUAUUUGCCAGCAGGAGUGGAAUUUGGGACGGAAAUAACAUAUCCUUCACCUGAGAGUACAGUGAUGGGAAUUCUAUAUGCCACAUCGCAGAUUAUAACUGUCGUUCUUACCAUUAUAUUUGGAAAGAUAAUAGCAAAAUUUGGAGCAUUUUGGGCUCUCACUGGGAUGAUUAUCACUAUGGCAGUGGGUACUACUCUGACAUUAAUGACGCCAAAUAAUCUGAAGAGG
Leptinotarsa decemlineata (Colorado potato beetle) is the source of this 1246-nucleotide messenger RNA. Its product is annotated as choline/ethanolamine transporter flvcr2a. Gene Ontology annotation, molecular function: heme binding; heme transmembrane transporter activity. Gene Ontology annotation, cellular component: membrane. Lineage: Eukaryota; Metazoa; Arthropoda; Insecta; Coleoptera; Chrysomelidae. The record is from RefSeq and is a predicted model, not a curated record. Gene Ontology annotation, biological process: heme export; transmembrane transport.